ACAGCGGACAACACCAGCAGGGGACGAGAACACAAGACGCGACGAAACGCGAGCGCUACUCGGGUGACAUUUUCGAACGCAGCCCCGAGGAAGCGGAUCUCCCGGGGAAUUCUCCCGUCUCCAAGUUUGCGAAUUUACAAAUUUAACAAGUGUAGAAGGUGCAAAUAGAAGCGGUCGCUACCGUGAGAACCGACUGUACUGACGACUGCUGCUGCAUGUGUUGUAUACACGCGCGCAGAGAGACACUCGUUACAAAACACACGAGAGCCGCGCGUGCCGCACGUAAAGCGCAAGGGACGUAAAGAUGGAAAUGGUAGAGUCGGCGAUGUAUCCGAAGAAGGUUCACAACAGUUACGAGGACGAGGAGGAACGGAAACAUUUUCAGAGAAUCAUUCACGCGUUUAGAUAUUACAAGCCACAUUCUCUUCAAAGGGUAAAAAAAACAGAAUCUUAUCUUUUUAGUCUGCCAUCUCAUCAUCAGAAACUUUUAUCAAAAUACAGAGAGCAUCUGCAAGAGGUGAAGCGAUGCAUAGAAAAUAAUGAUCAAAUAAUCAAGCUUAUAAUAAAAGAUGCUGGCAAUAUAUUUGAAAAUGUUUGUCCAACCACUGCACAAGUAGACAGUGUAAUAACCCCACGACCUAUAAUGGCAGAUCAGGAAAAGGUACAGGCGACUAUUAAACAAUUGGCUCGAGAUUGGAGCACGGAAGGAAUUGAGGAACGAAAUGCUUGCUAUCAACCAAUUAUAGAUGAAAUAUUAAGUCAAUUUCCACUGGAACACUGUACACCGUCGGACGUGCGUAUUUUAGUACCUGGCGCGGGAUUGGGUCGACUUGCCUUUGAGAUAGCAAAGUGCGGAUACACUUGUCAAGGAAACGAAUUUUCUCUGUUUAUGUUAUUUGCAUCAAAUUUUGUAUUAAAUAAAUGUAGAGAAGUAAAUUUAUAUCAAGUACAUCCGUGGGUACAUCAGUACAUGAACAAUCUGAAAGCUGAUCAUCAAACUCAGGCAGUUUCCUUCCCAGAUGUAAGUCCAAGCGAUCUUCCAGGGACGGCCCAAUUCUCGAUGACCGCGGGUGAUUUUUUAGAGGUUUACACGGAAAGCAAUAUUUGGGACUGCGUCGCGACUUGUUUCUUCAUAGACUGUGCUAAUAAUGUUGUUCAAUUCAUUGAGGCCAUUUAUAAGAUUCUAAAGCCAGGUGGCGUCUGGAUAAAUCUUGGACCCUUGCUUUAUCACUUCAGCGACUUACCAAAUGAGGAAUCGAUCGAACCGAGUUACGAAGUUAUUCGCCAAGUUAUUCUCGGCUUUGGCUUUCAACUAGAGAAUGAGAAGGUGCAAGUGAAAACUCGUUACGCCCAAAAUAUCAAGAGCAUGUUGCAGUGUGAAUACAAUAGUGUAUAUUUUGUUUGUCGAAAACCACCUGCGGACACAAAUCACAAAAAUCAGAGUAACGGUGCGCAAGAACAAGAGAAUUAAAUAAAACCCAGUUUUUGUUGGCGAAAAGGGGAAGACUUUGAAUGAAAAUUGUUAGGUAUAAAGAGCACGCUCGAUUUUUGUUUUUUAAUUAUCGCAAAGCAACCUCGUUGCGACUACGUAUUGACUUAUUUUCGGUUCAUCCACGUGACUUUAAUUCUCACUGACGAUUUUCGUCGUCGGAUUCGUUCGAGAGAGACAUUCAUUUUGUACUAUAUAUAGCAAGUUUUCCGUGAUAUUGUUACGAAAGUUGUAGACAUAAAAAAUUUAUAUAUUCGCUCGA
Pseudomyrmex gracilis is the source of this 1751-nucleotide messenger RNA. RefSeq names its product carnosine N-methyltransferase. Gene Ontology annotation, molecular function: S-adenosylmethionine-dependent methyltransferase activity. The record is from RefSeq and is a predicted model, not a curated record. The transcript is spliced from 8 exons. The coding region runs from base 305 to 1471 and encodes 388 amino acids. NCBI's taxonomy places the organism in Eukaryota, Metazoa, Arthropoda, Insecta, Hymenoptera, Formicidae.